AUGGCGUAUCAGGCAGUACCCUUGACACCCUAUGGAGAAGGAAUUAGCUCUGCCCACACGAUCGCAGCGAGCUCCAGCGCCAACUCGUACACGGCAGCCAAGCAGGAGAUGGAUCAGCAAUACUGCGGCGCGGACUGCCGGUGCAAGGAGACGGGGGUAGAGUGCAGGAUGGUCCCUGACAGGUUGACGAGCCCUGCUCUGUCCACGGCGGACUCGGGCUAUCAUGAUUCCUUCUUUGAUGCCAGGGAGCGCAACUCGGAAGAUGGCCCGUCAACGGCGGUGGCGGCAUCAGGGGGGCCCGACGAUAAGAGGGAGAAGAAUGACGACGAGGGCAGGGUCAGCGCCGGGACGACAGCGCACGAGGACUAUGCCACGCGUGAAGACGGAGCGCCUUAUAUCACUGGUCUCAAGCUUUUCCUCGUCAUGACGGCGCUUUGUCUGAGUGUGUUUCUCAUGGCACUGGACAGCGCCAUUAUCGCGGUGGCCAUACCCAAGAUCACCGACGAGUUCAACAGCCUGGGCGACGUUGGCUGGUACGGCAGCGCAUACCUCUUGACCGUCUCGGCCCUGCAGCUCUUCUUUGGGAAGCUCUACACCUUUUACAGCAUAAAAUUGAUCUACUUCACAGCCAUCGGCCUCUUUGAGCUGGGCUCCCUGAUCUGCGGAGCGGCAAAGUCCUCCCUCAUUCUCAUCCUCGGCCGGGCCAUCGCCGGCAUCGGCUCGGCGGGGCUCUUCUCGGGCUCCCUCAUCAUCCUCGCGCACUCGGUGCCCAUGGCCCGGCGCCCGCUCUUCACCGGCAUCCUGGGCUCCAUGUACGGCAUCGCGGUGGUGGCCGGCCCGCUGCUGGGUGGAGUCUUUACCGACAAGGCCACCUGGCGCUGGUGCUUCUACAUCAACCUGCCCUUUGGCGCCAUCAGCGUCCUCGCCAUCGCCUUUUGGUUCCGCGAGCCCCGCCGCAGCGCCGCGCCGGGCCGGCAGGAGCAGGAGCAGCAGCAGCUCAAGACCGGCGAGUGCUGCCCGUGGCGGACCCGCAUCAAGCAGUUCGACCCGGCCGGCACCGUCGUCUUCAUGCCCGCCGUCGUCUCCCUGCUGCUGGCGCUGCAGUGGGCCGGCACCGAGUACGCGUGGAGCGACGCGCGCAUCAUCGCCCUGCUGGCCAUAUUUGGCGUCCUGGCCGCCGUCUGGCUGGGUCUGCAGUGGUGGCAGGACGAGCACGCCACGAUGCCGCCGCGCAUCAUCAAGAAGCGCACCGUCUGGGCCGCCUGCAUCUACGCCUUUGCCGGCGGCGGCGCCUUCAUCAGCUCCAGCUACUUCAUCCCCAUCUGGUUCCAGGCCGUGCAGGGCGUGUCCGCCGUCGAGUCGGGCAUCCGGAUCCUGCCGUUCCUGCUGGCCCUCGUCGUGGCGUCUCUGUUCGCGGGGGCGGUCGUCACCAUCUGGGGCUACUACGCGCCUUUUCUCUGGAUCUCAACCGUGGUCAUGUCGGUCGGCUUCGGCCUGCUGUCGACGUGGAACCCGCGCACCAAGCAGCCCAUCUGGAUCGGCUAUCAGGUCGUUGCGGGCGCCGGCGUGGGCUUUGGCAUGCAGCAGCCCGUCAUCGCGGUGCAGACGGUGCUCGACAUCGAGGACGUGCCGAUGGGGACGUCGGUGAUUGUCUUUGUGCAGAGCCUGGGAGGCGCCAUGUUUGUUUCCAUCGCCGAGAGCAUCUUUGUCAACAAGCUGGUCACCUACCUACAAACCGUUUUUCCAGGAAUGGACCCCAAGCUUAUUUUUACCGCAGGCGCCACCGAACUCCGUAAAUCAGUCCCCAGAGAUCUCUUGGCUCGUGUCAUCAGGGGCUACAGCGACGCCCUGACCAGGACGCUCCUGAUGAGCGCGGUCCUGGCGGCGGCGAGCGUGUUUGGAAGCCUCGCCAUCGAGUGGAGGAGCGUCAAGGGGAGGCAUAUCACGGCGGCCGUGGCGUGA
This is a messenger RNA of Pyricularia oryzae 70-15, 1962 nucleotides long. RefSeq names its product major facilitator superfamily transporter. Lineage: Eukaryota; Fungi; Ascomycota; Sordariomycetes; Magnaporthales; Pyriculariaceae. The transcript is spliced from 2 exons. Gene Ontology annotation, molecular function: transmembrane transporter activity. The record is from RefSeq and is a predicted model, not a curated record. Bases 1 to 1962 code for a protein of 653 amino acids. Gene Ontology annotation, biological process: transmembrane transport.